Medioppia subpectinata is the source of this 2323-nucleotide messenger RNA. Lineage: Eukaryota; Metazoa; Arthropoda; Arachnida; Sarcoptiformes; Oppiidae. The record is from the annotation of a GenBank genome assembly.
AUGGGGUCAGACACACAGAUGGAGGACACAUCGGGUCCGUCGGCGAUAGACGUGUCGGACGCUUACGCCAAACGCAAAGUCGGUCGACCCAUCACUUCCGAGCGCACACUCGCACGGAAUUUCCCCGAAAUCGAUGAAAUUCGCGGCAAACUGUUGACCGGCGAGUGUUUCGGGCGAAUGCGGACGAGUGGCAACUCCUCGUCUGUUUGGCAACUCUUUGAAGAGAUUGCUUACUCUGAUUCACAACUCUUUACGGGUAUUGUUCGGUGCAAAGCGUGUGCAUUCAUGACCAGAUAUCACGGACAGAUCACCGGCACAUCUCAUAUGCGAAGACAUCACUGUUUUCGUGAAGCAUUUCCCGAAGCGUUCACUAAUUCACCCAAAAUUACACCAAAUGUGACGAUAAAUAAAAUUAAAAAAGAACCAAAAGUAUCGGUAAACCGGAGUCCAUACGCCAUUCAUCCGGUCAGCAGUUCUCUGAUUAAAGAGACAAACGGUGGUCAAACACCGACCGCCAAAGUCCAGCCAAACACUAACCGAAUCGCGACCAUUAAGUCGGAACUGAGGGAACGAAUCCUACAGUUCUGUUACAACGAACUCAUAACUGUUGAGAGUAUGACAUCCGAUACAUUCAAAUCGCUCGUCCAAUCUCUGGUCAAAUUGUGCACAACUGUCGGCAAAGGGACAGUAGCUCUGCCCGACCGGAACCAACUGUACGCUCAGAUGACGGGCCAACACAAUCAAUGCAAGAAUCGGAUCAAAGAGGAACUAAACAGUGCUCUCCAGAAGAAUAUCGGCGGUGCACUAGUCUGCGACUCUGAGGCCGAUCUAUGCGUUAUCUCCACCUAUUAUAUCAACUCUAACUGGCAAUUAGUUGAGAGCAUUCUGAGCGCUACGGCCGCCGGCAAUGACAUCAACGCAUUCAUUAGCCAAACGCUGGAAGAUUUUGAACUGAGCGACGAUCAAAAGUUAUCCAAAUUUACAUUCAUAUCGAGAGGCGGUCUCUUCGACGGCGUGUCCAUGUGUUUGACAUCUAUGGCACACGUGAUCGACGGCGUGAUUGAGAGCGCUGUCUUCGGCGACGACACUUAUACAGAGAUUGUCGAGAAUUGUAAAGUGAUUUGCGCUGAACUGCGGCUUAACGUCGAGGGCUUUACCACCGAAUGGGUCGUCAAAUUUGAAAUCAUGCGACAAGUGAUUGAAAAUCGCCACAAAUUUGAACUGAAGAACUCGUCGCUGGACUUGGAUUUAGUCAAGUUUUUGGUCGACUUUUUAGCGCCUUUUAAGGCGGCGUCGGUUGAGCUCCGACAGUGCAGUCGACACCCGACUCUCAAUCACGUAUUGCUUUGGUAUUACAAACUAUUGAAGCACUUGAACGCCACGGCAGACGACGACACACUGGCCUCAGGCCUCAAAACAGUGAUCAAAGUAGGAAUGGAGCAAAACUUUCAGCUCCAGUCCUUCCAUAAGAUCGCAGCCUUUUUGUGGCCAAACUUCCGAUUCUUAAAGAUGUUGUCCACCGAAGAGCGCGAAGAGGUUCACAACGAAGUGCGAGAACUGAUUGAUAGCCGUAUUGUGGAAGAGGACGGCAGCGGCGGUGGUGUCGACAGUAAUGGACUGAAAAAAGCGGCCAAUUUUGACGAAUGGGAGGAACAGGACUCAGAACAGGACGAACUCAAUAAAUAUAUAUCCGUUCAGUUGACCACUUGUAAUGAGCAGAAUAUCCUGAUUUGGUGGCGCGAACACCAGCAAGACUUCCCCAAACUCUCACAUUUAGCCAAAUGGAUACUAUCCAUACCCGCGUCGGUCACAUCGUUAGAGCGUUUUAAACUCAUCUCAAGCCAAGAAGUAACGCCUGAACUAUUGUUUAUGCACUGCAAUGCACCUUUUAAGCGAAGUCUAGUAAUGGAUAAGUCGGUAAAGACUUCGUGGCAAAAGAAAAUGCAGAUUAAAAAUGACAAAAAGAUUGUCAAACUCUAUGAGCAGGAGAUUAAAGACGCCAAACAACAAGAGAUAGAGGCGAAAAGAGUGCGAAGAGAAGCGAAUAAACAGCGGAAACAAGAAAACGCCCGCAAAGCAGAGAUAACUGUUUCGAUUAAAAAUCCCAAAAAAUUGAAACGCAUUGCAAAGAAACAGAUGAAACAAAUGAGAAAAGUCCGCAGGAAUUGAGUGUCGAUCACAUCCGACGGAUAGACACUCCCAUUGAAAGACUAUAAUUCAUACGAUUAUUGUUUAAAACAAUUAAAUAUAUAUAUUAUUUAGACGAAUAAAUGAAUACAUAUUUUGCAUCUUUUAUAAUAAAAUAAUAUGUUUAAAAUACCAG